ACCCAUCUCUCUCUUUUUGUCGGGUGUUUAGGCCUAAAGAUGCAGUGGACCCCAGAGCAUGCGCAGUGGGCCGAGCAGCACUUUGACAUCUCCUCCACCACCCGCUCCCCUGCACACAAAGUAGAGGCCUACCGGGGGCACCUGCAGCGCACCUACCAGUAUGCAUGGGCAAACGACGACAUCUCUGCACUCACCGCCUCCAACCUGCUGAAGAAAUACGCAGAGAAGUACUCUGGGAUUUUAGAGAGUCCGAGUGAAAGAGCGCUGCUCUGCUCGUAUUCCGAUGGCACUCCUGGGCUCCUCAACGGACGUAGGUCAGAGAGUGAGUCCUGGCAGGAGGGGAUUUACUCAAUGAACUGCGCUCCAGAUGUUAUAUCUGUGAACAAAGCUGGAAUGACAGCUGCCCUUCCCCCUACAGACGUGUCGGCCAGCAUAGGUAGCACCCCAGGGGUGGCCAGCAGCCUGAACGAGCCCAGCUAUUCCAGAAGUAACUGUGGGAGUCACACGACCACCAGUCUACACUCGGGUCUGUCCUCUCAGGAAUACGCUACAGGCUACAAUGGCUCCUACCUGCACUCUAGUUACAGCGGGCAGACCAACCCAGGCCUCCCCUCUCAACACCCUUCUCCUAUGCACAGUGCUGGUCUCAUACAACCCCCUCUUCCACCACCUCCCACUACUCUAGUACCCAGCUACAACGUGGGGUCUCCCAACAUCUCCAACUACAAUUAUCCUCCGGCGGGGUAUCCCUCACAGACAGUUGUUGCCCCUGGCUAUAGCCCUGGGGGGGGCCCACCGCCCUCUUCCUAUCUGCCAUCCAGGAUUGCAGCUCCCACACCGCUACCCCCCUCUUCUACACUCUCUGGCUAUACCUACCAGUCCCAUAACCAUGCACCAAUUGCACCAACACCUUUGAAUGGCAGCUCAUCCAACUCAUUGAAAAGAAAAGCUUUCUACAUGACGGGGCAUGGCGAUAUGGACUCCAGCUAUAGUAAUUUCAACUACAACCAACAGCGCUCCUCACAAAGCCCUAUGUACAGAAUACCAGACAACAGCAUCUCAGACUCAAGCAGAGGGAAUGGAUUUGACAGGAAUGCUGAUGUGUCAUCUUUAGCGUUUAAGCCUACAAAGCAGGCAAUAUCCUCAGAUCAGCAAAGAAAAUUUAGCAGAGCACUUACCCCUCCCUCCUAUGGAUCAACCAAAAGCUCUGUGGGAAGCCUGAGAUCAGGUGAGUCCUUUGGAAAAUUUGGAUCCCCUAUCACGGGUGAGCAAAGUGAAGAGCACCUCUCCCAUUCCAUUGCAGGGUCGGACGUUGGCAGAGCUACCUCAUCCAGCCACGUUGCAGAGGAGCAGCUGAAGAACAGCGAUGCCAGCGUGGUGGAGUUGGUCACCACAGAGAUCCUUCAGCCCGGUCCCCCAGUGGACUGGAGUGACAUAGCUGGUCUGGAGCUGGCCAAAGCAGCCAUCAAAGAAGAGAUUCUGUGGCCCAUUUUGAGGCCAGACAUGUUCAGUGGACUUGCCACAUUACCUCGGAGCCUCCUUCUCUUCGGACCUCAGGGAACAGGCAGAACACUGCUGGGCCGCUGCAUGGCCAGCCAGCUGGGGGCAGCCUUCCUGCAGCUGAGUGGCUCAGCCCUGGUGACCAAGUGGCUGGGGGAGGGCGAGAAGAUUGUCCAGGCCUCCUUCCUGUUAGCCCGGUGUCGCCAGCCCUCAGUUGUGUUCAUCAGUGAGGUGGACAUGCUUCUAUCGGCCCAUCUCAGCGAGGAGAGUCCGGUGAACGUGAUCCAGAGCGAGCUCCUCAUGCAGCUGGACAGUGUGCUGACAACAGCCGAGGACCAUGUCCUAGUGGUCUGCUCCACCAGUAAGCCUGAGGAGAUCCAAGAUUCCCUGAGGAGGUACUUCACCAAACGGCUCCUCAUCCCCCUACCUGACAGCACAGCUCGGCGCCAGAUAAUUAGCCAACUACUCUCACAGCACAACUAUUGCCUCAGUGACAAAGAGGUGUCACUGCUGGUCGAGCGGAUGGAAGGCUUUUCAGGACUGGACGUGGCCCAGCUGUGCCAGGAGGCAGUGGUAGGACAGCUCCAUGGCAUCCCAGCUUCUGACCUCUCAGCCAUCCAUCCCAGCCAGAUGAGACCAGUGUCCUACCAAGACUUUGAAAAUGGAUUUAGCAAAUUCCAGCCCAGUAUAUCACAAAAAGAACUGGAUACAUACACCGAAUGGAAUAAAAUGUUUGGUUGUAGUCAAUGAAGCUGAAGUAUUAGAACAUGUGGGUAGGAAACCCCUUUAGAGGUUUACCAUUUAGAAUUCUCUCCUCAGUAAACUAGGCAAGGGGAAAUGACAGAUAGUGGUGACCUUAACACCUGCAGU
Molecule: messenger RNA, 2370 nt
Organism: Oncorhynchus nerka (sockeye salmon)
Lineage: Eukaryota; Metazoa; Chordata; Actinopteri; Salmoniformes; Salmonidae
Product: fidgetin-like
Exons: 1
Coding region: 40-2250 (736 amino acids)
Molecular function (GO): ATP hydrolysis activity; microtubule severing ATPase activity; ATP binding
Source: RefSeq, a predicted model, not a curated record